This is a messenger RNA of Tripterygium wilfordii, 2175 nucleotides long. Its product is annotated as delta-1-pyrroline-5-carboxylate dehydrogenase 12A1, mitochondrial. Gene Ontology annotation, cellular component: mitochondrion. Gene Ontology annotation, molecular function: L-glutamate gamma-semialdehyde dehydrogenase (NAD+) activity; aldehyde dehydrogenase (NAD+) activity. NCBI's taxonomy places the organism in Eukaryota, Viridiplantae, Streptophyta, Magnoliopsida, Celastrales, Celastraceae. The coding region runs from base 252 to 1916 and encodes 554 amino acids. The transcript has 16 exons. The record is from RefSeq and is a predicted model, not a curated record.
UUACCAUUUUUAGAAUCUCAAAAAAUCAAUCUGUCACGAUAACACAGUCCAUUGAAUCAAGGACAAAAGUGCGCUAACGUGUACGGUACAGGUAGGUCAGUACUCAGUAGUGAGUCACUGACAGCACAGUCUCGGUUCAAAACUGCAAAACCCAAAAGAGGAACUUGGUUUUUUUCCCUCUAUAUAACAAUCAGACUACCAGAGUAUUUUGUUCUUGUGAGUGAGAUUGCUUCAUUGCAAAGCAAUCAAUCAUGUUUAGGUUUCUCGUUUGCAGAGGAAUUAAGGGUGGAGCUCCCCAGAAGGCAUUGAGUUCGCUCGGUUCAAUUAAUCCCGCCAGAUCGGUUAGUUCGUUACCUUUUGCAACUGUUGAUGCUGAAGAGAUUUCAGGUUCUCAGCCUGCUGAAGUGCAGAACUUGGUGCAGGGAAAAUGGACCACAUCUUCAACAUGGAAUACACUUCUCGACCCUCUAAAUGGAGAAUCAUUUAUUAAAGUUGCCGAAGUAGAUGAAGCAGGGAUUCAGCCAUAUGUGGAGAGCUUGUCCAACUGCCCUAAACAUGGUUUACAUAAUCCCUUUAAAGCACCAGAGAGGUAUCUUCAUUUAGGAGAUGUAUCUGCAAAGGCAGCACACCUGCUUUCCCUGCCAAAGGUUUCCAAUUACUUUGCAAGAUUGAUACAAAGAGUUUCUCCAAAGAGUUACCAACAGGCUCAUGGUGAAGUUCAAGUUACACAGAAGUUUCUGGAGAAUUUUUCUGGCGACCAGGUUCGUUUCCUAGCAAGGUCUUUUGCAGUACCUGGAAAUCAUCUUGGACAGCAAAGUCAUGGUUUCCGUUGGCCGUACGGUCCAGUUGCUAUUGUUACUCCCUUCAAUUUUCCACUAGAGAUCCCUGUACUGCAGUUGAUGGGUGCACUCUAUAUGGGCAACAAACCCCUUCUUAAAGUUGAUAGCAAGGUUAGCAUUGUUAUGGAGCAAGCGCUGCGAAUGCUGCAUUUCUGUGGCUUACCUGUGGAAGAUGUUGACUUUAUAAAUUCUGAUGGGAAGAUAAUGAACAAGAUACUGUUGGAGGCAAAGCCACGUAUGCUCCUGUUUACUGGAAGCUCAAGAGUUGCAGAAAAGUUGGCUGUCGACCUGAAGGGCCGGAUUAAAUUGGAAGAUGCGGGAUUUGACUGGAAAAUCUUAGGGCCUGAUGUUCAGGAGGUUGAUUAUGUUGCAUGGGUAUGCGAUCAGGAUGCUUAUGCAUGCAGCGGCCAAAAGUGUUCUGGACAGUCAAUAUUAUUUAUGCAUGAGAAUUGGUCAGCAACGGACCUCAUAUCUAAAUUGAAAGAUCUUGCUCAGAGGAGAAAAUUAGAAGAUUUAACUAUUGGCCCUGUUCUCACUUUUACCACUGAAGCGAUGCUAGAACACAUGAAUAAAUUGCUUGAGAUACCAGGUUCAAAGUUACUCUUUGGGGGUAAAGAACUAGAGAAUCAUUCCAUCCCGUCCAUAUAUGGGGCUUUAAAACCGACCGCUGUUUAUGUGCCACUGGAAGAAAUUCUUAAGGACAAGAACUUUGAGCUUGUAACAAAGGAAAUCUUUGGACCAUUCCAGAUUAUUACCGACUACAAAAAUGAUCAACUCCCAAUUGUGUUGGAAGCUCUGGAGAGGAUGCAUGCCCAUUUAACAGCUGCCGUGGUUUCAAAUGAUCCGCUCUUUCUUCAGGAAGUUAUCGGGCAUUCGGUGAAUGGAACUACAUAUGCAGGACUGAGGGCAAGAACAACAGGAGCUCCACAGAAUCAUUGGUUUGGACCGGCUGGAGACCCAAGGGGUGCAGGAAUUGGGACCCCAGAGGCAAUAAAGUUGGUUUGGUCUUGUCAUAGAGAAAUCAUUUAUGACUAUGGUCCGAUCCCUAAACACUGGGAAAUACCGCCAUCUACUUGAGGCGUCGAGCGAUUAGAGAAAGCGGCUUGUCUGUAGUAACUUGUGAGAAAUUUUACACUACCAAUAUCUUUUUUCUGGAAUAAAUGAGGCAAGUAUCCAUGCUUAUAGUUGUUCUCUUAAUGCUAAUAGUCUCUUUUCCCCCCAGUUACUUAGCAUCAUUGCUAUCUUUCAGUGAAGAAAUGGUCUCAUUAGGGAGCUUGAAUUCAAGUCAUCACUGCAUUAUUCUGAUCUUUAUAUGCAAUAUCAUUAUCUUUUUUCA